Contarinia nasturtii (swede midge) is the source of this 843-nucleotide messenger RNA. Its product is annotated as solute carrier family 66 member 3-like. Bases 68 to 700 code for a protein of 210 amino acids. The transcript is spliced from 4 exons. NCBI's taxonomy places the organism in Eukaryota, Metazoa, Arthropoda, Insecta, Diptera, Cecidomyiidae. The record is from RefSeq and is a predicted model, not a curated record.
AUAAAUCAGUACGCAUUCAGUAGCAUUUUAUCUCAUUUAAAGUAUCAUUUCAGUACAACUAACCAAAAUGGUCACAUUAUCCAUUGAAUUUAUUAAAAGUUUUCUAAGUUUAAGCGUGAUUUCAAUCUCUUUCAUAAUAAAAUUUCCGCAAAUUAUUCGAAUAUAUAAAUCAAAAUCAGCAAAAGGAAUCAGUUUGUUCUCAUUGUGCUUGGGAAUAUGUCGAUUGUCUAUAGUCGGCACGUACAAUUAUUGUCAUGGCUAUUCAAUUUUGAUGUAUCUUGAAUGUCCGUUGAUUUUAUUCCAAGAUUCGAUUUUACUUUACUUUGUAUUAAAACAUAACAAUUUACUCAAAAUUGAUGUCAUUUUGUUAUCUUUUCUGGCUUGUUUCAUAAUCUUUAUGUUUAUGGUUGGAAUUCUUCCGAAGAUCAUUUUGGAAUAUAUUAUUGUGAUAUGUCCAGCACUCAAUUUAAUAAGUCGGUUCUCACAAGUGUUUAAAAUCGUUCAGCUCAAAAAUGCCGGUGCCGUUAGUUUGAAUACAUGGAUUUUGACGUCAUAUGUUGCAUUUGCUCGAGUUUGUACACAUUUGAUGGACUCACGAGAUAAACUUCUUCUACUCAAUCCAGUGACAGGGUUUUUGGGCUCGAUAUCAAUCGUCUUUAGUACACUUUACUAUCAAAAUAAAGUGAAAAAAUCACAAUAAAAAAAAAACAACGUAUUACAUGUAUAAUCAUCGUGUUUGUUUGUAAUUAUCAUCAAUUUUUAAUAUCCAACAGCAAUACAAGUAACAAAUAUAAUUAAGCAAAUGAAAAACCACAAACGAUCUAUUACUUUGAAGAAAUCACC